UCGUCUAAUAUCCCGAAAUGGCGGCCAAGAAACCCGCUUAUGACCAUGAGCGACGCAAACAAAUAAGUAUUAGAGGGAUUGCACCGGUUGAAAAUGUUAGUAACAUCAAAAACUCUUUCAAUCGACAUCUGCAUUAUACUUUGGUUAAAGACCGUGAUGUGGCUACAUCAUGGGACUACUACGAAGCUUUAGCACAUGUAGUUCGAGAUCACUUAGUCGGCCGAUGGAUAAGAACACAACAACAUUACUUCCGAGAGGAUCCAAAGCGAGUGUAUUAUUUAUCGAUGGAGUUUUACAUGGGCAGAACGUUAAAUAACACAAUGGUCAACUUAGGCCUAGAAAACGCAUGCGAUGAAGCAAUGUAUCAGCUUGGGUUGGAUAUAGAAGAACUAGAGGAAGUAGAAGGUGAUGCUGGAUUAGGAAAUGGUGGACUUGGACGAUUGGCUGCUUGUUUUAUGGAUUCUCUAUCUACACUAGGAAUAGCUGCAUAUGGUUAUGGAAUCCGUUAUGAUUAUGGGAUCUUUGAACAAAAGAUAAACAAUGGAUGGCAAACAGAAGAGCCCGAUGAAUGGUUAAAGUUUGGAAAUCCAUGGGAACGUGCGAGGCCAGAAUAUGUACUUCCAGUCAAAUUCUACGGACGUGUUCAACCAACAGAUAAAGGCAGCAAAUGGGUUGAUACACAGCUUGUAUAUGCCAUGGCUUACGACACACCUAUUCCAGGGUUUAAUAAUAAUACUGUAAACACAAUGCGUCUUUGGUCCGCAAAAGCUCCAAAUAGCUUCAAUCUGCAAUUUUUCAACAGUGGAGAGUAUAUGCAAGCGGUGUGUGAUAGAAAUUUGGCCGAGAACAUAAGUAAAGUUUUGUAUCCAAACGACAAUAUGUUUGAAGGGAGAGAAUUAAGGUUGAAACAAGAAUAUUUCCUCGUCUCAGCAUCCUUGCAGGAUAUUAUUCGACGGUACAAACACACAAAAGCGAGGCGUGAAAGAGAUAACUUUGAAUGUUUUGCGGAUAAAGCUGCUAUCCAGUUGAACGAUACACACCCAUCGUUGGUUAUUCCAGAAUUAAUGCGGCUUCUUGUUGAUGAAGAAGGUCUUGCAUGGAACAAAGCUUGGGAUAUCGUUGUGAGAACAUGUGCCUACACAAACCAUACACUCCUUCCAGAAGCUCUUGAACGUUGGUCGGUGGCUUUAAUAGAGAAAUUACUUCCACGUCAUUUGCAGAUUAUUUUUGCUAUCAAUCACCUUUUCUUAGAACGAGUUGAACUCCGUUGGCCUGGUGAUAUGGAAAGGGUUAGGAGAAUGUCUAUGGUCGAAGAAGACGACGAGAAAAGAAUUAAUAUGGCAUUUUUAUCAAUUGUUGGAACGCACGCAACAAACGGUGUUGCUCGCAUCCAUUCUGAACUUCUGAAAACCAGUGUUUUUCGUGAUUUUUAUGAGAUGUUUCCAGAACGAUUUCAGAAUAAAACGAAUGGAAUAACCCCUCGUCGCUGGCUGCUGAUGUGUAACCCUGGACUCUCAGAGCUGUUAUCUACAAAGUUAGACAGUGACUGGGCCACUAAUUUAGACAAACUACAGCAGUUACAAAAGUAUAGCAACGAUGAAAAAUUUCUGCAUGAUCUUAUGAUUAUUAAAUUAUACAAUAAAACAAAACUGGCAACUUACCUGAAGGCAACGUGUAAUAUUGUGGUAAACGUAUCCACCAUGUUUGAUAUUCAAGUAAAAAGAAUUCAUGAGUACAAGCGUCAGCUGUUAAAUUGUCUUCAUAUAAUAACUAUGUACAACAGAUUAAAGCGCAAUGAGACAGAGGGCUUUGUCCCAAGAACUGUAAUGAUUGGCGGGAAAGCUGCCCCAGGUUAUCAUAUUGCUAAGUUAAUAAUCAAACUAGUCAACAAUAUAGCAAAUGUUGUGAAUAAUGAUCCACAAACGAACGAGCGAUUGCAGGUUGUAUUCCUUGAAAACUACCGUGUAUCACUGGCUGAAAAGGUGGUACCCGCUGCAGACCUUAGUGAGCAGAUUUCGACGGCUGGAACUGAGGCUUCUGGGACAGGAAAUAUGAAAUUCAUGCUGAAUGGUGCUAUGACUAUUGGAACUCUUGAUGGGGCAAACGUAGAAAUGAGAGAAGAAGUAGGAGAGGAUAAUUUCUUUCUUUUCGGGAUGACAGUGGGUGAAGUGGAAAAGAUAAAGAAGGAAGGAUACUACUCUAAAAUGUAUUAUGACCAAAAUGCAGAGCUCAAAGAAGCUCUUGAUCAGAUCAACGAUGGCACAUUUUCUCCAGAGGACACUGGUUUGUUUAGAGAUCUUUUCAACAGCUUGGUGUUUGAUGACAGGUUUUGUCUGCUGAAAGACUACCAGUCUUACAUUGAAUGUCAACAGCGUGUAAAUGACCUCUACCUGCAGCCAGUACAGUGGGCCCGCAAAUGUCUGCUGAAUAUAGCUGCUUCAGGAAAAUUCUCCAGCGAUAGGACCAUCGUAGAAUAUGCCAGAGAUAUAUGGGAUGUAGAUCCUAGCGGACUAAAACUACCUGCACCUCACGAAAAUCCAGGAACUGAACUAUAGUUUUUUUCUAAUUGUCAGUUAAAGCAUGAUAUAAAAGAAAACAACUUA
Mytilus californianus (California mussel) is the source of this 2603-nucleotide messenger RNA. Its product is annotated as glycogen phosphorylase, muscle form-like. Gene Ontology annotation, cellular component: cytoplasm. Lineage: Eukaryota; Metazoa; Mollusca; Bivalvia; Mytilida; Mytilidae. The transcript has 2 exons. Gene Ontology annotation, molecular function: pyridoxal phosphate binding; glycogen phosphorylase activity. Gene Ontology annotation, biological process: glycogen catabolic process. The coding region runs from base 18 to 2555 and encodes 845 amino acids. The record is from RefSeq and is a predicted model, not a curated record.